Messenger RNA from Colletotrichum lupini, 2844 nucleotides. RefSeq lists its product as uncharacterized. The transcript is spliced from 21 exons. The coding region runs from base 1 to 2844 and encodes 947 amino acids. The record is from RefSeq and is a predicted model, not a curated record. NCBI's taxonomy places the organism in Eukaryota, Fungi, Ascomycota, Sordariomycetes, Glomerellales, Glomerellaceae.
AUGGAGCACAGAGUAGUCGGACCGUCGGAGUCGGACGGCGCAGGUCCCUCGUCAGCCUUCACCCUCUCCUCUCAGAUCCCUGACCUGGAUUGGGGGCGUGGGCGGUUUGCUACGAAGAACACAUCGGGUUUCCUCGAACGUCGUGGGAAUGUGGAGAAGAGCAAGCCCCGAGUAUCGGGGAUCGCCAGGAUGGAGCUUGAUGUGCCUGCCGCAGCGCCGCGCUCCAUAGCCAUGCGUAGCCAUGCGGCCCUUGCAUUGGAUACUCCCAAUCUACUUCCUUCGCCCUUCGCCCCGGGUCGGAUCGGCCUGGACUACUGGGCGGCAAGGCUCGGCGGCGGAGGAGGCGGAGGCGACGAGGUUGUCGCCCAAGCCAGGCCAUCAGCGGUGAAUGUAGGUAGCGUGGUAGCACACCCCUCUGAGGGGAAAGAGUUCUUCAGGGCCCAACGUCGCGUCAAUUUGUCAAAUGUCUGCCGCUUUCUUUUUCCUCGUAGCAUUGUCAACCCGUCUGUGUCUUCCGCAUGUCGCAUCGCGGGGGUGGAGAGGAGGCCGACGAGAGGAUGGCUCCAUAGUCUCUUUGUCGAGAUGAGGGCCAUCUCCCUUUCACGCACGCCCCCGCUCUGCGAUCCCGACUUCCGCGAGACCGCGUAUAACCCUGCCGGGGAUUUUUGCCAUGCAGCAAUGGCGAAUAACUGGCGAACCACUUGUCCUGCCGCGCCCUGGAGCCUGUCAUUGAAGGGUGAUAAGAGGGCUGUGACUCUCGCUUCUUUCUCUAUCAUUGGUUACCGAGCCCUCGGGUCGAGACUAGGGAUUGAUGGGUGUCUUGGUCCUGGUCCUGGGAUGAACAAGAACCACACUGGCUGGUUAGCUAGCCCAUGGACCAUGGAGCAGGUAGUUGGACUCGAGACGAGGUUGUUGGGCCCCACUGCCCUCUCUUGCACCCUCUUCGUGCCUCUUUCUCAAAGGCUAGGGGGUCAGACUCGCAACUGGAACUGGAAGAAGCCAUCGUAUUCUGCAUAUGUCCUCAAGGCGGGGGUGCCCUCGUCGGGAAUCUGUAUAUCUUGGCGGCGCAGCGCACAAUACGGCCUCGUUAAUGGCCCCCAUCUUUUUUCUACUCGAGGCAUCGAGCCAAGAGAACCGGCAAGCCACGAAGCUGGGCGCGAGCUGCUGACUGGUUCCCCGGAAGCCGCACGGCAGGCCGGAUCUGUCUUUGCAGGACUGUCGACCCCUCGAGUGGCUGGUUUGACAAAGAAAACCCGCAGUCGCACGGUCAUAUGGCCAACGGUUGAGGGUGUCAUGGUCUGCAUAACAGCUGAGGCGCAAGACUGGCAUAGAUGUGAGCUGUGUGAGACUGUGAGGAAGGGGGGGCCCAGUCCAGUCAUCCAAGAUUCCCAAGCAAAAGCCACGCUCAAAUUAGAUGCCGCUGAGCGAUCCAGCUUCUUUGAUGUAGGCCCAAUGUCUGGGGCACAUCUUGUUGUCACCGCCCCCCAAGUCGGAGUUGACGAGAGUCCGCCAACACCAAAUGAUGGCCUGUCUGGUACAAGAGGAAAUCCUUCUUACCCCCCUCUCCGACCUCUUGCAUUCCUCUUUGCGGAAACACCUCGCCGCCUCGGACACUUCCUCCGCUCCGUCCAAGAGGUCCGCCCAACGCGACCGUCGUUCCCUCGAAUGAACCCCCCUGGUCUGUCAAGGCUUGGGUCUCGAGUCACCAGCGCGAAGACUGUCACUAGAAACACCCAAGUGGCAACGGCCAACAAGCAACGACAACUCGCAACCUUUGCCCUCUUUCAAGCUUCCCUUGGGUCGAGUCCUGCUGAGGAGACAACUAGUCUAGUCCAGGGCCAGCAGUGCGAGAACCCCGCGCCAACGGCUUCGAAUCUUCGGAUAAGUGAUCGGGGGAACAAAAGAUGUCAAACGGCACUCGUUGGUCGCUCAUCCCCCACAUGUGCCAAUACAGUCGAGCAAAAGGUGGUGUCGACUGGCUGCGCGUUGAGCACCUCCAACGGUCUAUCCACUGUCAUUGCAAAGACGGUUGCGAGACAGGCAACUAUACCCUGGCUCUCGGGUUUGGUGGGGGCAGAUCCCGCCGGAGGAGACACGCGUGCCUGUCCAGGACUCGACUUUUGUUCGUUGGUCCAACAAUCCAGAUGGGGCCCGCGGUACAGAUACGGCGGCACAGAUACCAACUCGCCAGACCUCUUUGCGUUCAAACAUGAGGGGGGUGCUUCCACAAGUCCUGGACUCCAGCUUGAUUAUCGCACACCACCGUGGCUCGCCGAGGACUUAUUCUACCAAGAGCCGCUCGUCACAAAAUCGAGACUUCGAUGGCUGAAUUUUGUGAUAGAUCCUGGAUCUCUGAUUAUCGAGAUGGCAGUUCUGACGAGUUCCCGGCCGUUUUUUUCGCUCUCCUUGCCAAGUACGGACCCAGCGCCCAGAAACCGUGUCUGCAAUGCCGUCCACCGCGAUUCGGCUCUCCCACACAUGAGCACGGGAUCCGUGCUAAAGGUUGAGAUCACUGGCUUCUGGGUCACGCAGAUGAAGCUUGAGUGCAACUUCAAAGGAACAUGUAUACAUCGCAUCUUAUGCUUCAUUGCGUUGCACAGCGGCGCGGGAUCGACAUCCUCGAAGGAAAGCCGCAGGCCCCUCGGCCCAUAUCUAUGGCUCCGGUCGAGUUUCCGUGCCGCGCGGGGCCCUCUCCUGGGAUAUGUGUUUGAAUCUUCCCGUCUGAUGCGCAGGCCGCGCUGGCGAGGAUCGUCAACCGACAGCGUGCAGAGCAACUACUCGAACACACGGCGCCAUCGGCUUACAUUGUCGGGUAUCCUUGAACAGCCUGCAGAAGUCUUUUGA